This is a messenger RNA of Oreochromis niloticus (Nile tilapia), 2594 nucleotides long. It is a transcript of the gene slc45a3, whose product is annotated as solute carrier family 45 member 3. Lineage: Eukaryota; Metazoa; Chordata; Actinopteri; Cichliformes; Cichlidae. The record is from RefSeq and is a predicted model, not a curated record. Gene Ontology annotation, biological process: transmembrane transport. Gene Ontology annotation, cellular component: membrane. Bases 440 to 2104 code for a protein of 554 amino acids. Gene Ontology annotation, molecular function: sucrose:proton symporter activity. The transcript is spliced from 8 exons.
UCCUCAGCACUUUUUAUUGCUGCAUUGUUAACACUAUGAGUUGAACACACAAAUACACAAACCAAGUCCUAUUUAAGGUCACAGCAGUAGAAGCCAAUGACUGAGAACCAGACGGCAACAUGCUCGUUUUACUUGGAAUAACAAAGAAGACACCACACUGGCAGAUGAAGAUGCCAGCCUCUGCUGGGGCGCUAAUGGAACCUCAAAUAAAAAGGAAACUUAAGAAAGUUGUCUUUGCUGUUCUCUGAUGACCUCUUCACUCACAAAGCACAUCAUGACAAGGAAGCUGUCCAAAACUGAUGACCAGCCAAAACCCCUCUGGGAAACCCCUUUGUUUAAUAGUUGUCUUUACAUUAACUUAAUAUUUCAUAUCAGGACUAAAGACAUCCGUACAUUCAAAUAAGACACUAAAGAAAAAAUUGAAGAGCCAGGAGCAAAGAUGGUUGUGAAAAAGUGGUUUCAGUGUCAGAUGUGGAAGUUGUUGCUAGUGAACACUUUAUCAUGUGGCCUGGAGGUGUGCAUGGCUGCAGGGACUGUCUACAUCCCACCUCUACUGCUGCAGGCCGGCAUGGAGGAACGCUACAUGACUAUGAUGCUUGCUGUGACUCCAGUUUUGGGCUUGAUCUUUAUACCCAUGAUUGGCUCAGCUAGUGAUUCUUGGAGAGGGCGCUUCGGUCGACGCAGGCCCUUUAUCUGGAUCCUGAGCCUGGGAGUUUUGCUAGGCCUGCAAAUCAUUCCCCAAGCCAGGCGGCUGACUCUACUGAUUUCACCACAGCACCCUCACUGGGUGCAAGCUGGCGUGCAGGCUGCAGCUGUGUGUCUUGUCGAGUUCUGUGCACAGGCCUGUCUCACCCUACUGCUUGCCCUGCUGUCAGACCUGUUCCCCGGGGAGGAAGAAAACCGAAAAGCAUUCUCAGUUAAUUCCCUGAUGACAAGCCUGGGGGGAUGCUUGGGGUUUUUGCUUCCUGCCGUGGACUGGAGCCAGGCGCCCAUAGCAGCAUAUUUGGGAGGGCAGGAGGCCUUUGUUUACACCCUGCUCACCCUCCUAUUUUUCAGCUGCCUCCUCUCCACAACCUGCAUCAGGGAGGAAGCAGGAGUCAGAGGAGAGAGGAAGAUUCUUGUUCAUCCCCCUUUAAAAAGUUUGAGGAGCAGAUGCUGCCCGUUCCCCUUCCUACCUCGGCCUCGUUGUUUACGUGAUGUGCUGUGUCGAUGUGCAUCAGAGAGUCUUUCAAUGCUGCAUCAUUUGUAUGCGGUGUGCAUACAUGUGCCACAGGUCAUAUGGAGACUUUUUGUGGCAGAGGUGUGUAGUUGGAUGGCACUGAUGAGUGUUAUGCUCUUCUUCGCUGACUUUAUGGGGGAGGGAUUGUACCAGGGAGUGCCGGGUGCAGAUCCAAAAUCACAGGAAAGGAAACACUAUGAUGAAGGUGUGCGCAUGGCCAGUCUGGCUCUCUUCCUGCAGUGUGCCGUGUCGGUGCUGUGCUCUACGCUAAUGGACCGCUGGGUGGCUCUGCUGGGAGCCAAAGUGGUAUACAUUAGUGGGGUGGCUCUUCUGCUGUUGGCCACCACCGUCAUGAGUGUCUCAGACAGUGUGAUGAUGGUCACUGUCAUGGCUGCUGUGACGGGGUACACACUCUGUGUCCUGCAGGUGCUGCCAUACACACUGCUGUGUCUCUAUCACUCAGACAGACAGAUUUUCUUCAAGUCAUCCAGACCCAGACCUCUUGAGCGGACUGAAAGUAAUGACUCAACACUUACUAAGCCUGUUCCCUCAUGUGGUCCACCUGCUAAGCACCAAGCAGUGGGGCUGAUACUUCCUGUGGCAGAGCCCUCGGUUGAGUCGCCACAUCUAUCACUUUUGGUGGCUGGAGGUGAUAGAGCUGAAGCAGAUUCCACACAAGUCUCAAACAGAGGGAUGGGCUUUGACAUGGCAAUACUGGAAGGCGCGUACCUUCUCUCCCAGGUGCUGCCAGCCAUGUGCCUCGGUUCCAUAGUGCAGCUGACUAACAGCGUGAGGGCGUACAUGGCCUGCGCCUGCUGCUUCAGCCUGCUGGCUUUGCUCUUUGCCAGAAGAGUUGUCUACAGCCAUGCUGACCUCCAGUGUUGAUCGAGUCUCCAUCAGGAACAUCAGCCGACACAAGAGUCAUGUGCUGGAAACAGUGGAUCCUGAGUGUUCUCGUGUGGGGGAACAUAGAGCAUUCUUCAGGUUUUUUAUAGACAGUCAAGGACCUACUGCAGCUUGUUGGAUAUAAAGCAGUCACAUAAGAAUCAUGCUGCCACUUUACGAUCAUACCACAUGCCAAAUGUAGUGGGUUUUUUUUAAUACAAUACGGUCUGUGAAUGCUGUGUUACCAUCACUCUUAUUGUGAGUUAAAUGACACAGCACACAGAAUACACUGUAUCAAAUAACUUUUUUUUUUGUAUUCUUGGAUAGGGAAUGACAGGGAAUGAUAUCCUGCCGUGUGCUGUUGCUAAGAAACAACACUGGAGUCUUGACACUGCUUGUGUGGUGCAUUCUGCUGCAGUCUCCUCAUCCAUAUGCUCAGCUUGGCUGCUAUGGAGAUUCAUUUACAGCUAGCAUGUAACCUAAUUACCCA